AUGCGCACCUUCUCUCUUUUAAGCAUCUUGUCUUGCUCUUCGCUACUCCUUGAUGGCGCUAUAGCUGUGGGCUCGGCUAACAAUGCCCAACCUGGGCUUGGAGGACAAUUCCCGAGUCCUGGAAGCGCCCGGGGCGCCGCCGCAGGGGUUCAGGUUGCCAACCAUCAUGACUUCAACCUUCCUGCGGCUGCAAGUGGGCAGUCGGGCAUGAAUGGAAAUGUGCUGACUCCGGCGAGCCCCAUGGGCGCAGCACAGGGGCAACAAAAUCCUGGAUAUAACGGCCCUAGGGCCCCUGAAAGAUUAUAUCAUGGGAGUAGGCACCCGCCACGAUAUAUUCGAUGCGAGCAAGGUGGUCUCAGAGUUGCGAAACAGCCUGAGCCCGGGAAGGCGCCAAUGACGUAUGACGAGCACGUCAACACCAACCUUCACUACAGAAUCAAGGGAACAGCCAAAACUGAAUUCAUAUCAGUCUCAGACAGUCCUGACGUUAUGAAGGCGUUAUUGAUUAAGAACUAUCCUUCAUUCUUUUAUACAUACAUUUACUACAUCGACGCAAAAGGAAUACAGGACGACUUCCAGAAUGUUGACGCACUUUAUGCAGCCGAUAAUAGGCCCAAUAAGUGGGGUAAAGGAGAGCAAGAGUGGAUAACGAGAAAAGACAUCCCUUGGUCAGCAAUUAGAGGUUGGGUCAAGGUGUACGCGAACGGGUGGCAUUCAGACCUUCAACCGAACCCAACCCGUUGGGACCCGAUACCACAGAAACCCGCUCGGUGCAAAUAA
Molecule: messenger RNA, 780 nt
Organism: Pyricularia grisea
Lineage: Eukaryota; Fungi; Ascomycota; Sordariomycetes; Magnaporthales; Pyriculariaceae
Exons: 1
Coding region: 1-780 (259 amino acids)
Source: RefSeq, a predicted model, not a curated record